This is a messenger RNA of Cannabis sativa, 977 nucleotides long. RefSeq names its product ras-related protein RABH1b. The transcript is spliced from 6 exons. The record is from RefSeq and is a predicted model, not a curated record. The coding region runs from base 86 to 712 and encodes 208 amino acids. Lineage: Eukaryota; Viridiplantae; Streptophyta; Magnoliopsida; Rosales; Cannabaceae. Gene Ontology annotation, molecular function: GTP binding; GTPase activity.
GAAGAAGAAUUUUCAAUACAAUAAAUUUGAUCUCUAACUCUUCUGUCUCGAUCUGGAUCGGACUUGGUAGAUCCAUCGGAAUCAAAUGGCCCCGGUAUCGGCUCUAGCUAAGUACAAGCUCGUCUUCUUGGGAGAUCAGUCUGUCGGUAAAACCAGUAUCAUCACCCGCUUCAUGUAUGACAAGUUCGACAACACCUAUCAGGCUACUAUUGGUAUCGAUUUUUUGUCAAAGACAAUGUAUCUUGAAGACCGCACUGUUCGAUUGCAACUCUGGGAUACUGCUGGACAGGAAAGAUUUAGGAGUCUCAUUCCAAGCUAUAUCAGGGAUUCCUCUGUAGCUGUCAUUGUAUAUGAUGUUGCAAGCAGGCAAUCAUUUCUAAAUACUGCCAAGUGGGUCGAGGAGGUUCGUACUGAACGAGGGAGUGAUGUUAUCAUUGUACUUGUUGGAAACAAAACGGAUCUUGUAGAGAAAAGGCAAGUUUCAAUAGAGGAAGGAGAAGCCAAAUCGAGUGAACUCAAUGUUAUGUUUAUUGAAACUAGUGCCAAGGCUGGUUUUAACAUCAAGGCAUUAUUCCGUAAGAUUGCUGCUGCCUUACCAGGGAUGGAAACACUCUCCUCAACGAAACAAGAGGACAUGGUCGACGUCAAUCUCAAGCCUUCCAAUGCAAAUACAUUGCAAUCUCAACAACAGUCAGGCGGAUGUGCUUGUUGAUUUUACCCAAUUGAAUUCAAGCUGUAGUGUCUAUUGCACCAUUUAGAUCCUGUUCUCUGUAAAGCUAAGCCCCUGCUUCACCUUCCAUUUUUUUUUUAAUAGAACUUGGAUUGUUGGUAUAAUGUUGAUUGUUAAAAAGGUUUAGGAGGCCCUUGUUGGGCUAUAAAGAAUAUAGAAACUGAAGAAACUAUUUGGGAAAAAGUUCACUUGUGAACUCUUCACAUAAAAUGGUUAUUUUUCAAUAUAGGCUAUGUGGUUGACCUUA